AUGACAACAACUCCAACCCUUGCUAUGGAAAGGAUGCUCUCUAUGCCUCCUUUACACAUACAUCUAGAGGUGCAUGCUAAAGCUUCUCUCAUCAGAUUGCUGGCAACCAGCAAUAUUAGGGUAAGGAAUUUGGAUAAUGUCCUAAUCAAUGAGAUUAACAGCAAUCCAAUCCUUUCAAUGGUGUCAGACAAGAUGACACCAUCCUAUAGAAUUGACAAACCAUUCAAUGUUCUUAUUGCAGAGGCUUCUGAAUGGCAAUCAAUUCAUAAUAGCAUUGAGCAAAGUGCUCUUGUUUGGUACACAGAUGGGUCAAAAAUGGAUGACUCGUCGGGUGCAGGCGUGUUUAGACUCCGGCCUAAAUUCAAGCUGCACAUACCAAUGGGUAAAUAUGCCACAGUCUUUCAAGCUGAAAUAACAGCUAUCUGGGUAUGUAUACUGGAAAAUUUACGGAGACAAUAUAAGGGUCAACGUAUCUAUAUUUUAUCAGACAGUCAAGCCUCAUUGUUAGCUCUAAAGUCUGAUAAAAUAACAUCAAAACUCGUCUUGAGCUGCUUGGAGUCUCUGAUGACUUUGGGCUCUAGCAAUAGAGUCACACUUGUGUGGGUACCGGGGCACAUGGGGAUUCCUGGUAAUGAAGCCGCUGACGAGCUUGUAAGGAAAGGAUCAAACUCUCCUUUUAUUGGACCAGAACCUUUCUGUGGCAUCUCAGACGCCACAAUCAAGAAAGAAAUCCAUACAUGGAUUCAGGCCAGGGAAGCCGAACACUGGAAUAACAGUACAGGGCACAGACAGGCCAAGUUGUUCCUAAUAGAAUGCUCCGAGUCACAAAUUCGGGAGGUCUAUAAGCUGAAUUCUGUGGAACGGAAGAUGAAACGCCUGUACACAUCUUAUGCUAUUGCAAAGCAGUAA
Phlebotomus papatasi is the source of this 909-nucleotide messenger RNA. RefSeq lists its product as uncharacterized. NCBI's taxonomy places the organism in Eukaryota, Metazoa, Arthropoda, Insecta, Diptera, Psychodidae. Bases 1 to 909 code for a protein of 302 amino acids. Gene Ontology annotation, biological process: DNA replication, removal of RNA primer. Gene Ontology annotation, molecular function: RNA-DNA hybrid ribonuclease activity; nucleic acid binding. The transcript is spliced from 2 exons. The record is from RefSeq and is a predicted model, not a curated record.